This is a messenger RNA of Trifolium pratense (red clover), 1485 nucleotides long. Its product is annotated as elongator complex protein 5. NCBI's taxonomy places the organism in Eukaryota, Viridiplantae, Streptophyta, Magnoliopsida, Fabales, Fabaceae. Bases 219 to 1304 code for a protein of 361 amino acids. Gene Ontology annotation, molecular function: tRNA binding. The record is from RefSeq and is a predicted model, not a curated record. Gene Ontology annotation, biological process: tRNA wobble uridine modification. The transcript has 9 exons. Gene Ontology annotation, cellular component: nucleus; elongator holoenzyme complex; cytosol.
AAGGGAGGAAGUCUUUUUCAUCUCCAAAACAAACGCCCCCCAACUUCAAAAAUCAAAACCCAGCCGGCAACCGGCAAAGCAGAGCAGUGAGAAACUAUACAAACAAAUGCUUUUCUAACAUACAAUUAAUUUCAUCGAAUCAAAUCCUCACUCUUCCUCAUUUCUUAUACAAUUAAUUUCUCCAAAAUUCCUCAAGAUUCUAGAAGCUUCCAAUUGUUAUGGCGGAAUCAAUUUGUAGAUCUUUAAGAGACGGCGCGUUAGAAGGAGAACUUGCACCUACUCUCACUAUCAAAGAUUCUCUCGCUUCACCUUUUUCCUUUAACGUUUUCUCUCACAUUCUUCUUCAACUCUCUUCGCAAAAAUCGCAAUCACAUGGUAUUGUAAUUGUUGCGCUUUCUCGGAGUCCAUCGUUUUAUGCUGAUUUGUUAAAGAAUAAAGGAGUGGAACUUUCUUCUUCCAACAAAUGGAUUCAUAUUUUGGAUUGUUAUACAGAUCCUCUUGGUUGGAAGGAUAAGGCAAGAAAGUCUGGAAAUGUUAAUGUUGUUUCUGACCAAAUUUCACUUGCCACUAGUUCUUAUAAAUCAGUCAAAGAUAUGGAUAAGUUGUUUUUGGCGAUUACUGAUCUGGGAAGAGGUCUAGUUGGAGAAAAUAAAGUCCGGUUCUGUGUUGCCAUAGACUCGCUGAGUAAGCUGUUGAGACAUGCAUCGUUGCAGUCAGUUGCAGGCCUUUUAAGCAAUCUGCGUAGCCAUGAUCAAAUUUCAAGUAUAUUUGGAUUAUUGCAUUCUGAUCUUCAUGAGGAGAGGGCUACAGCUGCUCUUGAGUACAUGUCCUCCAUGGUGGCCAGUGUAGAACCAGAUCAUCAUUCUUCAGAGAACUGCUUAUCAGAGAAAAACUUCACCCAAGGAAAAUUUAGUGUCAGGUCCAAACGCAGAAAUGGACGAGUUAGAGAGACGAGUGAAAAGUUUAAAGUUGAAGCUGAAGGAAUCAGCUUUGCUUCUAUUUCAGCAGAAGAUGGAACAACUGUUGCAGGCUUACUGCCAAAGGUACAAUUCAAUCUCCAGCUGUCAGAGAAGGAGCAAAUUGAUAGGGCAAAGGUUGUGCUUCCUUUUGAACACCAAGGAAAUGGUAAACCGAUCCAAAUUUAUGAUGGUAGAAGAUCCCUUGAAGAGAGCAGUGGUGAGGGGGCACCUAUAUCAAGAUGUAAAAACGAGGAUUCAGCCCUAGGUGAGAUUAUAUAUUUUCGCGAUUCAGAUGAUGAGAUGCCAGAUUCUGAUGAAGACCCAGAUGAUGAUUUAGAUAUAUGAAAGUGCACUAGUUAGUGUCUUCUGCAUCUCUAGGUUACUUAGAUUAGGUUUGUGAUCACACAAAAUAUUAUAUUAAAAAAAGCAGCCCGAUAUUGUUUAAUUGAUGAUAAGCGAAUAUUGUAUCACAUUCCAUCAUAUUGUAUUGUGCAGCUUAAAUAGAAAUCAGAAUUGGUUUCUCCAA